Messenger RNA from Loxodonta africana (African savanna elephant), 1668 nucleotides. RefSeq names its product synaptotagmin 10 (gene SYT10). Gene Ontology annotation, cellular component: plasma membrane; exocytic vesicle. Gene Ontology annotation, biological process: regulation of dopamine secretion; cellular response to calcium ion; calcium-ion regulated exocytosis. NCBI's taxonomy places the organism in Eukaryota, Metazoa, Chordata, Mammalia, Proboscidea, Elephantidae. Gene Ontology annotation, molecular function: phosphatidylserine binding; calcium-dependent phospholipid binding; calcium ion binding. The transcript is spliced from 7 exons. Bases 30 to 1598 code for a protein of 522 amino acids. The record is from RefSeq and is a predicted model, not a curated record.
GAGGGAAAAAUCAAAAGAAAACCCACACGAUGAGUUUCCACAAGGAGGAUGGAGUGAGCAGCCUGUGCCAGAAAGCGCUGCACAUCGUCACCGAGCUGUGCUUCGCGGGACAGGUGGAGUGGGAGAAGUGCUCGAGUAUCUUCCCCCCGGACAGGGGCAGCCAGGGCGGAGGCAACACAGAUAUUUCGGUCAGCCUGUUAGCAGUCAUUGUCAGCUUCUGUGGCCUGGCCUUGUUGGUUGUCUCACUCUUCGUCUUCUGGAAGUUGUGCUGGCCUUGUUGGAAAAGCAAACCUGUAACUUCCAAUGUCAGUGCCCUUCCACAGAGCAUUUCGAGUGCUCCUACUGAAGUUUUUGAGACUGAAGAGAAAAAAGAGGUUAAAGAAAAUGGAAAGCCGGCACUAACAGUUAUUGAACCCUCAAUAAAAAUCAGCCACACUUCCCCUGAUAUCCCAGCAGAAGUCCAGACUGCUUUAAAAGAACAUCUGAUUAAACAUGCACGUGUGCAAAGACAAACCACUGAGCCUACAUCUUCAUCCCGCCACAAUUCCUUCCGGAGACACCUACCGAGGCAAAUGCAGGUUUCCAGUAUUGAUUUUAGCAUGGGCACAGAACCUGUUUUACAAAGAGGAGAAACUACAACCAGCAUUGGAAGGAUAAAACCAGAGCUCUACAAACAGAAAUCAGUUGACUCUGAGGGCAACAGUGAAGAUGUCAAAACCUGUGGGAAGCUUAACUUCACCCUCCAGUAUAACUAUGAAAAUGAACUUCUAGUUGUUAAAAUUAUCAAAGCCUUAGAUCUCCCUGCUAAAGACUUCACAGGAACUUCUGACCCAUAUGUGAAGAUGUAUCUUCUUCCAGAUAGGAAAAAGAAAUUUCAGACCCGCGUGCACAGAAAGACUUUAAAUCCUCUAUUUGAUGAAACCUUUCAGUUUCCUGUAGCAUACGAUCAACUAAGCAACCGAAAAUUACAUUUCAGUGUAUAUGAUUUUGACAGAUUUUCUAGACAUGACAUGAUUGGGGAAGUGAUUCUUGAUAAUCUGUUUGAAGUCUCUGAUCUCUCCAGGGAAGCCACGGUGUGGAAAGAUAUUCAUUGUGCUACCACAGAAAGUAUAGACCUGGGGGAAAUCAUGUUUUCCCUUUGUUAUUUGCCUACCGCUGGGCGUAUGACAUUGACAGUCAUCAAGUGUAGAAAUCUGAAGGCUAUGGAUAUUACUGGCUCAUCAGAUCCAUAUGUCAAAGUGUCUCUGAUGUGUGAAGGUCGAAGAUUAAAAAAGAGAAAAACAACUACAAAGAAGAACACUCUAAACCCUGUGUACAACGAGGCCAUUAUUUUUGAUAUCCCUCCAGAGAACGUGGAACAGGUCAGCCUCUCCAUUGCGGUCAUGGAUUACGAUAGGGUAGGACACAAUGAGGUCAUAGGCGUGUGCAGAACGGGACUGGAUGCUGAGGGUCUUGGGCGGGACCACUGGAAUGAAAUGCUGGCUUAUCACCGGAAACCAAUAACCCACUGGCACCCCUUGGUGGAGCUACCUGGUCGGGCAACCAGUUUUGAUAGUCAAGGAUCCUGUUCAUCUCCCAAACCGCCUUCCACGCCAUAAUGCCUCCAAAAUGAGACUAGUAUAGUAAGAACAUAGAACCAUGUGCUCAUCAAAUCAACGAGAAAAAGUG